AUGGAGGCAUUCCAGAAUAUCAUCUCGAGUGCUGUGACAUUUGAGAGUCGUGUCCAGAAACACAGGGCUGGUCCAGAGCAGUCGCACCAAGUCGCACCGAGCAUUCUAGAUACAAUAAUGUGGCUGGGUGCCCCCCCUCCUGACUCCUCAUGCUGCUCCCUCUCUCUUUCCCUUACAGUGAAGGAGUUCCUAGCCAAAGCCAAAGAAGACUUCCUCAAGAAAUGGGAGAACCCCUCCCAGAACACAGCCAGUUUGGAUCAGUUUGAUCGAAUCAAGACCCUGGGCACGGGCUCAUUUGGGAGGGUGAUGCUGGUGAAACACAAAGAGACCGGGAAUCACUAUGCCAUGAAGAUCCUGGAUAAGCAGAAGGUAGUGAAGCUGAAACAAACUGAGCACACCCUCAACGAGAAACGGAUCCUCCAGGCCGUCAACUUUCCAUUCCUCGUCAAGCUAGAGUAUUCUUUCAAAGAUAACUCCAAUCUAUACAUGGUGAUGGAAUAUAUCCUGGGCGGGGAGAUGUUCUCCCACCUACGGCGGAUCGGGAGGUUCAGUGAACCUCACACCUGGUUCUACGCUGUUCAGAUUGUCCUGACCUUCGAGUAUCUGCACUCGCUGGAUCUCAUCUACCGAGACCUGAAGCCAGAGAAUCUCCUGAUGGACCAGCAGGGCUACAUCGAGGUGGCGGAUUUUGGUUUUGCCAAGCGGGUGAAAGGCCGAACCUGGACUCUGUGUGGGACCCCGGAAUACCUGGCCCCCGAGAUCAUCCUCAGCAAGGGUUAUAACAAGGCUUUGGACUGGUGGGCUCUGGGCAUCCUCAUCUAUGAAAUGGCAGCUGGUUACCCUCCUCCUUCCUGA
This is a messenger RNA of Caretta caretta (loggerhead turtle), 855 nucleotides long. Lineage: Eukaryota; Metazoa; Chordata; Testudines; Cheloniidae. The record is from RefSeq and is a predicted model, not a curated record.